Molecule: messenger RNA, 3620 nt
Organism: Cladophialophora immunda
Lineage: Eukaryota; Fungi; Ascomycota; Eurotiomycetes; Chaetothyriales; Herpotrichiellaceae
Exons: 3
Coding region: 457-3369 (970 amino acids)
Biological process (GO): regulation of DNA-templated transcription; DNA-templated transcription
Molecular function (GO): DNA-binding transcription factor activity, RNA polymerase II-specific; DNA binding; zinc ion binding
Source: RefSeq, a predicted model, not a curated record
CCUACAUGUGGGUGAGUGGGGGUUGCCCGUGGUCGUCAGAUCUUUCUUCGCAUGAUAGCCUCAUCGAAAUUCUCAUUGUAUCUUGAUCGUAUUGAGUCACAGUCGUCUUAUAGAUACACACACUCCACUUCUGAGCGCGUGUACUCACACGGUGUGUUUCUGCAAGGUCCAAAAUCCCACGGUCUGAUACCGCCUCCUAUCGUCGCCCUCUCAGCAUUGCCCUCGCUAAGCGACAAAUCCAAUGCUUCGGAGAACUGAUUGAACCAUUCAUAUUCCGUGGGCAAACAGCCUCGCAUCGCGCCAACUCGUGCUUGCAACCUCUGAAAUCGUUCUCCCCCUCCCUCCAGAACCUUGUCUGCCGGUCCAGAAUGCUCCUGCGUCGGCCUCAUCCGACCAGACCACAUGUCGCAAUAACAAUCGAUACGUGAAACAACUGUUCCUCUACCGCGUUUAGUGAUGGAAGAGGAUAUCAAAGCAGAGCAAGCUCAUCAACCGAGUCCCCUGAGGGAUAUCUCUGAACACCCAGACACCUCAGCGCAAUCCUCGGCCAAAGGGAAAAACAAGAGCAAGGAUAAGGAUUCUGGGGGUGCCGCCACGAAAAGGCGAUGCGUGAGCACGGCUUGCAUUGCGUGCCGAAAGAGGAAGAGCAAAUGCGACGGUAACUUGCCCAAAUGCGCUGCUUGUGCAUCAGUCUACUUGACUGAAUGUGAAUAUGCCCCGCACACCGAUCACCGGCGCAAAGGAGUAUACAAAAAGGAUGUGGACGCUACCAAGACCAAGAACUCUACCCUCCAGAUUCUCAUACAAGCUAUUCUCAACGCCGACGAGGAGGAUGUGAUGGAUUUGGUUCGCCAGAUACGGACGUGCGACAACCUAGAAGAGCUUGCGGCAACGAUAGAUGCGCAAGAGAAAGGCCUCAUAGAGGCUCCGGACGACUCCUCGAUGUAUGAGGGUGAACUUGGCGUCCCUAAAUUCGAAGCCGAGCUCUCUGGGAAAAUGGGCGACUUGAUGCUGGAUGGGUCGGUCAAAUUCAUUGGAGGUACAUCAAAUUUGAUCUGGCUACCUGAGGAAUAUGAACACCGAGGUCCACAAAGCUCUCCAGCAUACCAGCGGGCCGUGGUACGGCCUCACGAAGAGGCUGUUCUCUCGUGGACUACUGUCACCCAGGACAAAGAAGCCAUCCUCCACUUUAUGAACAUGUACUUUUGCUGGCACUAUGCCUUUUUCACGACCCUGGCCAAGGAACUAUUCUAUCGAGAUUUCCUAACUGGAACAUCCUCACAGUACUGCUCUCAUCUCCUUGUCAACGUCAUGCUGGCGCUUGGGUGCCACUUCUCAUCGCGACCUACAGCAAGAGCAGAUCCAGCGGAUUCCGGAACCACUGGUGACCACUUCUUUGCAGAGGCCAAAAGGCUUCUUUAUGAAAAUGACGAGUUCGCCAAUGCGAAACUAUGUACGGUCCAGGCUCUGGCUCUGAUGUCCGUAAGAGAAGCCGGAUGCGGCCAUGAAAGCAAGGGCUGGGUAUACAGCGGCAUGAGUUUCCGAAUGGCUUGUGAUCUCGGACUGAAUGUGGAUACGGUGCCGAUUAAUGAAAUGUCGCGUUUGACGGAUGAGGAUAUUGAUGCAAGACGAAUCACGUUCUGGGGCUGUUUCCUCUUUGACAAGUGCUGGUCCAACUACCUGGGACGGCAACCUCAGCUUCAAAUGCCCAACAUCACCGUGAAGAAGCCCGACGUGUUUCCAUCAGAAGAAAGUGAAAUGUGGUCGCCAUACACGGACUCGGGCAUCAUUCAGGCGCACGCGCAACCAGCGCGCACCAGAGCUGUUGCGUUGCAACUGUCUAGGUUGGCAGAAAUAUCCAGUGAUCUCUUGACAUCAUUUUAUAACCCGCAGCUACUGGACAAACCUCCCCCAAGGCAAACAGAACUCAAGCGGCUGAGUGAUCUACAUACUAGGCUUGAAGCAUGGAAGAAAGGCCUACCAGUCGAACUGGAACCCAAAGAAGGGCAACUUCCACAGGCUCUGCUGAUGCAUAUGUUCUACCAACUCCUGUAUAUCCAUCUGUAUCGACCGUUCCUGAAGUACACUCGAACGACCUCACCACUUCCAGCACACGUAUCUCCAAGGAAGUAUUGUACUCAGGGAGCCGCAGCCAUCUCUAAACUCUUCCGACUCUACAAGCGGACACACGGCCUGAGGCAAAUAUGCAACAUCGCAAUCUAUAUUGUACAUUCAGCUUGCACGAUUCAUCUGUUGAAUCUGCCAGACAAGAACGCUCGGAGAGAUAUUAUUCACGGUGUCAAGCAUCUCGAGGAAAUGGGAGAAUGUUGGACAGCUGCCCGACGGACGCUCAGAGUCCUGCAUCUAUGCGCCGACAAGUGGAGCAUUGAAAUGCCCGAGGAAGCCGAAAUGGUUUAUACGAGGCUUAGAGCUAAGUGGGGGCUCGCAGCGAGUGCGCCUUCACCGGUGUCGCCCGAGUCUCUAGCAAACAUGGCUCAGCAAAUCGCAUCUCAGCCAGUGCCUGACUUGAUGGCGAGGAACAUUCAACAGCAACAACAGUCGCAAGCUCUGCGUCAACAGUCAAUGUCUCAGUAUGCAGGCGGGCUCUCCGCGGCCAUGGCUGCCUCGCCGGCAGAAACAAUUGAUUCUCGACGAACAUCAGGAGGGCUGUCCAUGCCUCCACAGUCCGCAUCCGACCUUUCUCGAGACUCUCACCGUGUGCGCCCAUCGACUUACCUCACGAAGGCGCAACAGGACGCGUGGAACGCACACCAAGCACGAAUCGCAGCCAAUGUGGCUGCGACGUCCUCGAACAGGGCGGGCGCUUCUGGCGAGCAAAAUGCUGCUAGAUUGUUUGGUGGGGUGGAAAGUCUGAUUGAAGAAAAUCAAGACUGGUUCUUCAAGGAUCAGAAUCAAUUGGCGAUGGGCUUCGAAAAUUGGGGAUCCGAGCCGCCAGAUUGGGGAACCCUAGAUCUGAGUUUCUUUGACACACCAGAAACGGGAUCCAGUGCAAAUGGCAAUACGAAUGGCAACUCACCGUCAUACAACGGCCUGCAGUACUCGUAUGAGUCAGUGGGAGGAGCAGCCAACACAGGCGUCAUGGGGACCAAGAGCGGAUACGGAUAUGAAUUCAGCGGAGAUAUGUACCCCACAACAACCAACGCGGAUGUUAAUGGUUUGACCACGAACGGAACGAAUGGAAUGAACAAUUUAAUGGGACCAGGUACGGGCUUGAGGUUAGGAAUGAAUAUGGGUACGAGCGGAAACGGCUCAAUGGGGACCGGCAUGAGAAAUGUGGGUAUGGGCGGGCCUGGCGCUUCUAAGCGCUCUUCUCAAAAUCUGGGAUUUGAUGACGAGGUAUAUUAUUGAUGUACGGCUUUGGUUAUACGAGGUUAUGAGAUGCAAGUCCCAAUAUGGUAGGAUUUGAAGAUAUGGGUAGUUUUGCGAUCUGGCGGCAAAGAUACCAAGUGCUGUGGAUGUAUAGAAAAUCUCUUUGCUCUGGUCUCGAGGAAAACAUACGCUCGGUUUUCUAUAGAAUGAUCCAGGGAACGUCAAGAGCUGCAUCAAGGACGAGAUAUGUGGAACUUGCUGAUUGACAGUAACAUGUUAUCCCUCAGCAG